AUGCUUCUUGACGUUAAGUACACACCUACGACCGGGAUCUUUGGUCUGGCGGCACUGUGGCUCGUUUGGCGCCUUUGGACAUUCACAAUCCACCCAAGGCUCAAUAAGAACUUACCGAAACUUAUCCCGUACCACGUACCUUUUGAGAGUACUGACAAUCCUCUAUGGUUCGGUCACAUUGUCGGGUUCUUUAGAGACGGGAACACGCUCGUCACUCGGAGCAGGCUCCGAUACGCUUCAAAUCGAGAACCGUUCAACAUCGUCCUCGCUGGCCAAAAUACCUACAUCAUAACCUCCGCGAAGGAUACCACCGCCGUCUUUCGUAAUAUUGCCGAUCUCACUUUCGAUGCAUAUGUACGCGACAUGAUGCUGCGGCUCGGUGCUUCGCAAGCGGGUUUUCAGGUAAUGUGGACUAAACCAUCUCCUGAAUUCGUGGAGGCCAGGGCUGCGCAAAACGGAUUUCCAAAUCCAAAUUUCAAACCUCUAAUCCACGCCUGCGAAGAUAUGUUCAAGGUCCAAUUACACCCAGGCCCAGAGAUGGAGGUAUUACGAUCUCGUCUAAUAGCGAAUAUUCUGGAGCGGCUAUCGUGGGAUGGAGCGCCGGACGCUGCAAUUUUAGACCAAAUGGGCAAGGGCAAUGUGCGGACCGUCUCGCUCAGUCAUUGGAUUAAGCAUUCCAUGCUUGAAGCAGCAACUAAAUCCUUCUUUGGAGAAGCCAUCUUCAGAGUAGAACCAGCUCUGCUUGAGACCUUUUCCUCGUUCGACAGCAACAGUUGGAAGUUCACUUAUCACUUACCCCGGUUGUUCGCAAACCAGGUCUAUCUAGACAAAGAGAAGCUUACAUCUGCGUUCAUAAGAUACGCGGAGAUGCCCUUGCACGAACGGAGCGAUGCAUGCUGGAUGGUCAGAACUCUGGAAACAGAGAUGCGCGCAGUGGGCACAGGAGAUAAAGAUAUUGGAGCCUAUUUUCUCAUGCUCUUCUGGCCGAUCCAAGGUAAUCCGUGGAAAGUGGCAUUUUGGUUCAUGGCCUACCUGCUUUACAACCCUGGUAUCAAACAACGCAUCGCAGCAGAAUUGUACCAUCUUAUGGAAUCUCAGCCCCCUCUUUCCCCAAUAGAGUUGUGCAAAGGACUGAACGCUUGCCCUCUGCUAACAGCUUCAUACCACGAAACACUGCGGUUGACUUCCUCGACUAUCACUGUUCGAGACGUUGUCAAUGACUGUGUGAUAGGAGAAAAGUUGCUCCAAAGAGGCUCUCGGGUUCUUAUUUCAUACCGCCAGAUGUUCCUUGACAAGUCUGUUUUCGGGACCGACGUCCACUCAUUUCGUCCAGAGCGUUUUCUCGACAACCCAGGCCUUGCGAAAGACCCAAGCUUCAGGCCCUUUGGAGGAGGCUUAACAUACUGUCCAGGACGCUUCCUUGCUCAAAAUGAGAUUUGUACUGUCGUUGCGAUUCUGGUUGCAAAGUUCAUCUGGGAGCUUCGAGAUCCGAGCGCGGCCUUUCCAGAAAUGGACGAGAGGAAACCAGGACUGGGAAUCAUGUUCCCGGCUGAGGACGCCGAUGUAUUGGUAAAUGUCAGGUGUAGAUAG
Messenger RNA from Lindgomyces ingoldianus, 1590 nucleotides. Its product is annotated as cytochrome P450. Gene Ontology annotation, molecular function: steroid hydroxylase activity; oxidoreductase activity, acting on paired donors, with incorporation or reduction of molecular oxygen; iron ion binding. The record is from RefSeq and is a predicted model, not a curated record. Lineage: Eukaryota; Fungi; Ascomycota; Dothideomycetes; Pleosporales; Lindgomycetaceae. The transcript is spliced from 4 exons. The coding region runs from base 1 to 1590 and encodes 529 amino acids.